CAGGCUAACCAAUCAGAAGCUCUGAGACAAACUCCUUCUUCAAACUCUCCACCAAUCAGAGCUGCCGUGUCAGCGUGCGGAGCAGCCUGGUUUGUGCCAGUGUCCUCGGUACGGUACGACUCAGAGGAACGGUUUCACCCCGCUGCGGCUUCGACCACCAAGCGCUCUCGACAUGCCCGGGAAGUGACCGUCGACGCCGGUGGCAGCGCCCAGACGUGGACCGUGGAUGAGCGGGGAGGCUCCGCGCCGCGCCGACAGUCUUCGGCCUGAUGGAGCUGUGGACUCCUCUCCUGCUGUACACCAGGGAGCUUGAUCCAUGCCUGAUACCCAGCAAACAACCAUAAAGGGUGGGAAACUCAAAUACCCUCAGACUCCUUUUUCCCCACCCCUCUCCCUGAAUUACCCCUGUGGUGACGCUGUCCUGCCUGUCCUGCCCUCUUUGUGACCUACGGCAUGCUGGGAAAGCUGAAGCAGAACCUGCUGGUGGCCUGCCUGGUCAUCAGUUCGGUCACAGUCUUUUACCUCGGUCGUCAUGCCAUGGAGUGCCACCAUCGCUUCGAAGAGCGCAGCCAACCUGGCGGGGUCCUGCCUUUGUCGGCGCUCGGGGGCAGCAUGCGGACCACCUUACGGACCGGCCAGAAUCUCAGCGGGCCUUUUGUUUACAACAAAGACAUGCCGCUCAUCUUCAUCGGCGGCGUGCCUCGGAGCGGGACCACACUGAUGCGAGCAAUGCUGGACGCUCACCCAGAUGUGCGUUGUGGUGAAGAAACCCGUGUCAUCCCACGCAUCCUGGCUAUGAAGCAAAUGUGGAGCCGAUCAGGCCGGGAGAAAAUGCGCCUGGACGAGGCCGGUGUGACGGAUGAGGUGCUGGAUGCGGCCAUGCAGGCCUUCCUGCUGGAGAUCAUCGUCAAACACGGCGAGCCCGCCAGCUUCCUCUGCAACAAGGACCCUUUUGCUUUAAAGUCUCUGUCUUACCUGGCCAAGAUUUUUCCUCGUGCCAAGUUUUUGCUCAUGAUUCGCGAUGGGCGAGCAUCUGUCCACUCUAUGAUCUCAAGGAAAGUGACCAUUGCAGGCUUUGACCUGAACAGCUACAGGGACUGCCUGACCAAAUGGAAUCGGGCCAUCGAGACCAUGUACACUCAGUGCCUGGAUGCAGCAGACAAAUGCCUCCCUGUGCACUAUGAACAGUUGGUUCUCCAUCCUGAAAAAUGGAUGCGGACAUUGCUAAAAUUCCUUGACAUUCCUUGGAAUGAUGCUGUCCUCCACCACGAGGACCUCAUUGGGAAAGCUGGGGGAGUUUCCCUUUCCAAGGUGGAGAGGUCCACAGACCAGGUCAUCAAGCCCGUCAACGUGGAGGCCUUAUCCAAAUGGGUUGGAAAGAUCCCCCCCGACGUGGUGAGGGACAUGGCCGUCAUCGCCCCCAUGCUCUCCAGGCUGGGUUACGACCCGCACGCCAACCCCCCCAACUACGGCCAGCCCGACCCUAAGGUUCUGGACAACACCAGGAGGGUCUUUAAAGGUGAAUUUCAGCUCCCAGAUUUCCUAAAAGAGCAGUCACAGAUCCAGAAGUCUGCAGAGAAGUCCAACCCCAAUUAGGACCAGAGGCAGUGCCGGCGCCGCCGUACGGAGGACGGAGCGCAGCAGAGGAUUCUGGGUCUCUGGAGGCUGGAUUGGCCCUCACCCUCCUUCCUGCUCAUCGCCUUUAGGAGAGCUGUCAGCCUUCAAUGUCAUACCUUACAGAGAACACGCCUCUCAGCACCACUGAAUGUCUGCCGAUCAUCACAUCCGUGUCUCAUUGCACCCAUUGAUUCGUAGGAACGACUUUUUUAGAGAAAAACGGAUUCUUGUAAGAAACAGCAGAACCUGAGAUCAGCCCAAGUAUUUAUGAAUGAGAACUUAGCCUUUGAAGAGAUGCAAUACCUAUUUUAAUGUUUAAUGUUUUUUUCAUGCCUUUUGUAUUGUGCAAUGUCAUGGGUACUGAUGAGUUUGAUGUAACAGCAGUGAUAAACGAAGCUUUUUAAAAAAAAGUUUGUUUGAUUUUUUUUUCUGAAGAAAUGACAAUCUUUCACAGUACAUCAGGGUCACAUGUACAAGUGUUUGUGUAGUG
This is a messenger RNA of Oryzias melastigma (Indian medaka), 2107 nucleotides long. RefSeq names its product tyrosylprotein sulfotransferase 1 (gene tpst1). Gene Ontology annotation, biological process: peptidyl-tyrosine sulfation. Lineage: Eukaryota; Metazoa; Chordata; Actinopteri; Beloniformes; Adrianichthyidae. Gene Ontology annotation, molecular function: protein-tyrosine sulfotransferase activity. Bases 454 to 1596 code for a protein of 380 amino acids. Gene Ontology annotation, cellular component: Golgi apparatus. The transcript is spliced from 6 exons. The record is from RefSeq and is a predicted model, not a curated record.